Messenger RNA from Recurvomyces mirabilis, 405 nucleotides. RefSeq lists its product as uncharacterized. The record is from RefSeq and is a predicted model, not a curated record. NCBI's taxonomy places the organism in Eukaryota, Fungi, Ascomycota, Dothideomycetes, Mycosphaerellales, Teratosphaeriaceae. The transcript has 2 exons. Bases 1 to 405 code for a protein of 134 amino acids.
AUGUGGCUGAUCCACGUCGACACGCGAAAACUACAUUGGCACGCCGGCGAGACGCUUCCUCGAUAUGCUAUCCUCUCGCAUACCUGGGGAGACAAUGAGGUCACCUUCCAAGACAUGCACCACCAGAUCGACAGAAGCAUUCACGACAAAGCUGGCUAUCGCAAGAUCGACUUCACCUGCAACCGUGCCAAAGCAGAUGGUCUUUACUGGGCCUGGGUAGACACUUGCUGUAUCGACAAGAGUAGCAGUGCCGAGCUUUCGGAAGCCAUCAACUCCAUGUUCAGAUGGUACCACAAUGCCAGGACUUCAUCCACAACACAACAGCAGACGGACCAACUUUCCGAGGACACGACUCCUUCAGCAAUAGCAGGUGGUUCACUCGUGGAUGGACACUGCAAGAAUUGA